CUCCAAGGUGUGGUCAACAUGCCCCAAAAGGCUGAAGGCGAGCCAGCCAGCACCAUCGAGAUUGGGAGAAUCGACUUCCCCGACUACGUCCCGGACGCUGAGGGCUCCGCGUGGAUGAAGCGGGUUCAUCUCUAUGUCGGACAGCACCAGCGCCUCACGGGGGAGGUCAAGAAGCUGCCGAAAGCUAUGGCUGUGGUGCGUCGGAGGGAGAACGCCACUGUUACUGGCUCUGGGGGUGAGUCGGAGGAGCAGGGUGAUAACCUUGAGGUGGUAGAGAUUGUCAAGUACAAGCUCAUGUUUUCGAACCGACCCGAGCCUGUUGGAACGGCAAAUGCUUCAUGA
This is a messenger RNA of Fusarium keratoplasticum, 342 nucleotides long. RefSeq lists its product as uncharacterized. Gene Ontology annotation, cellular component: Ctf18 RFC-like complex. Gene Ontology annotation, biological process: mitotic sister chromatid cohesion. NCBI's taxonomy places the organism in Eukaryota, Fungi, Ascomycota, Sordariomycetes, Hypocreales, Nectriaceae. Bases 19 to 342 code for a protein of 107 amino acids. The record is from RefSeq and is a predicted model, not a curated record. The transcript has a single exon.